UGUUUCUCACCUUCGGAGGCAGCACCGGUCAGUUACGUGUGUGCGCAGGCGCAGUGGCACUCCACACAACCGCAAUAAGCAAACAUGGCGGCGGCCGUCGACAGUGUUGUGAAAGUUGUCCCACUUUCACAUUUCAGGCUGGGAGAGCAAUAUUACAGAGACGCCAUGGAGCAGUGUCAUAGUUACAACGCUCGUUUGUGUGCUGAGCGCAGCAUCCUAAUGCCUUUUCUGGAUUCUCAGACUGGUGUAGCCCAGUCCAACUGUUACAUCUGGAUGGAAAAGAGACACCGAAGUGCAGGUGUAGCUCCAGGACAGCUUUACACCUACCCUGCUCGACGCUGGAGGAAGAAACGGCGUUCUCAUCCCCCUGAGGACCCACGCUUGGCCUUCCCUCCUCUCAAAGCAGCGGAUUUGGAGAUAGGGUUGAAGCGUGAUACACUGGGGCCAGUGGAUGGCAGCAGUUUGGAGGCCCUGCUAAAGGGUGAGCCCAUGGACAGGAGGAGUGGAGUGUCGGACAUCCGGGGUUCCGAGGAUGACACGGCAACCGUGGAGCCUCCUGCCUCCUCUGCGACCUCCCACACUUCCUCUGGGCGUAUUCGUAAGAGAGUCUUGGACCAUGACGACUACUUGGACGACCUAGAUGAUGAAGACUUUGAGGACGAGACCCCUAAGAGACGAGGAAAGAGUAAAUCCAAGGGUCGCAGUGACAAGAACGGCAAGAAAAAACAGGAAGCAGCAGCUGCUGCGAUGGAGGAGAGAGACAAACCAUAUGCCUGCGACAUCUGUGGGAAGCGCUACAAGAACCGUCCUGGCCUGAGCUACCACUAUACACACUCUCAUCUGGCCGAGGAGGAGGGCGAGGACCGCGAGGAGAUCGAGGCACCACCCACUCCUCGCCAGCCUGAAGAGCAGAAGACAACAAAAAAGGGUCCCAAUGGGUUGGCACUGCCCAACGAUUACUGUGACUUCUGUCUGGGAGACUCCACCUUAAACCAGAAGACUGGCCAGUCAGAGGAGCUGGUGUCCUGCUCAGACUGUGGUCGCUCGGGCCACCCAACAUGUCUGCAGUUCACCCCGGUGAUGAUGGCUGCGGUGAAGACCUACCGCUGGCAGUGCAUUGAGUGCAAAUGUUGCAACGUUUGUGGCACCUCAGAGAAUGAUGAUCAGCUGCUGUUCUGUGAUGACUGUGACCGAGGCUACCACAUGUACUGUCUGAGUCCCCCCAUGACUGAACCACCAGAGGGGAGCUGGAGCUGCCACCUGUGCCUGGCCCUUCUCAAAGAUAAAGCCUCCAUAUACCAGCAGAACCAGAACAAUGUCUCGGAGUGACAUCACAGCAGCUAGUCCCGCCCCUUCUCCGUACAAAAGCACCCCACCCCAACACCCUCCUCUCCCUGAUGGGAAAGUCAGACCUCCUCUCAGUUCGGAGCUCCAGGCUCUGUCCGGAUGUAGCCAAGCCAGAUCUCAGAUCAGCUUCACAAGUCUUAAUAUAUCUACAGCAUCAGUGGGGCGAUCAGUCAACAUGGGGUUAAAAUAUCACUACCGACCUGCCUGUAAAGCCCCCCGGGCUUUCUGUCAAACACAUACACAUUAUGCACAAUAUACCUUAUAGACACACUCCUUCAACUGGACUGUUACACAUAAUAGAUGGAGAGACAGAGAGCAUGCAGUAACUAUAGUAACUGCUGUCUCCAUGGGAGCUCCCAGGAACAAAUAGAUUAGCAUCACAGCUAAUUAUCCUUUUACACUCAAAGACACCGUGCGGACUGUCAAGACAUCACAGAUUCUCCUCUGCCAAAUCAUCUAUUUUUACUCCCUGAAUGAGGAAGAAAGAAAAAAAGUGACCACCCUUAUGGUCAAAGAUUAUUAUUAUUCUUACUAUUGUUAUUGUUCUGGUUACUAGUGGACUUUUGUAGUGGCAUUCAUCUGUGUACUUUUGUCUGAUUGGAGCGUUUUGAUUCAAUGAAGUUUCCCUGAGGGGAGCCAGUCAGUGCCAAGGUCCAGCAUCACUUUCAACUAGUUUGACUGUAAAAAAAAGACCCCUGGAGUUAAUCAUAAUCUGAAUAUCAUUGUGUCGUUAUAAUCCAGUGUGACAAAGACAGACAGUUUUAAUUUUUUGCCAACAUAAAUACUUUGCCUUCGACCCAUUGAGAGGUUAGCACAGAAUAUUUGGACUUGCCACUUAUUUAAUUAAAGGUUGCACCAAAACUACCUUUCCUUUUGCUGAUGUUGUUCAAUCACCUGAACACCAACAGCUCACGUAUGAACGGUAUUCUCAUGAGACCAAAACAUUUCAGCUUACUGUCUCUUACUUUAAAAAACCCUGACUGAAUUAGUCAGAUAACACUGCUCUCUUUGGGAGAACUCUGCUGCAAGUCCCAUUUAAAAAUAGUAACCAUGACGGUGCAUCGUUUUCUCAAAGAUUUCUUGUGCAAGCUUUUUAGAAACUGUUUGGGGGUGAUAUCCAAGUUAUCGCCACGGUCAAACAGAAUCAUUCAAUGUAGCUGCUUUUUAUGAUUUGUCACUCUACGCUGGAUUUGCAUGCAGAUUGCACCAGUACGAAUGCACACUCACUCAUAUCACAUGUUUUUUUUUGUUGCUGUUGUUGUUGUCUUGUUUGGACUUUUUGUUUUUUACAUUUUAUAUUAUCUGAUAUUCCAUUGGUACUGGGAGUUUUUCUAGUAGAAUUUUGUAAAGUCUAUGGUAUUCAACACUUCCAAGUAUAUAGCUCCUGAUACAUUUUAUGUACUGUAUUGACUUUUUCUAUUUUUGUUAUGACUGUGACAUGUUUGAAUUUAUUUGAUUAUUCUGAUAUGUCAGACCUCCAUUAUGAGUAUUUGUAAAAUGAUGUACUUUGUUGUACUAUUUUUAUUUUUACAUUUCUUUGGUAUCAAAGCUGAAUUAGCCUGACUCAAAUAAAAAUCACUUGGAAUUUUGUUUCCUUUAA
Notolabrus celidotus (New Zealand spotty) is the source of this 2947-nucleotide messenger RNA. RefSeq names its product D4, zinc and double PHD fingers family 2, like (gene dpf2l). Gene Ontology annotation, biological process: nervous system development. The transcript has 11 exons. The coding region runs from base 85 to 1329 and encodes 414 amino acids. NCBI's taxonomy places the organism in Eukaryota, Metazoa, Chordata, Actinopteri, Labriformes, Labridae. The record is from RefSeq and is a predicted model, not a curated record. Gene Ontology annotation, cellular component: nBAF complex.